AUGCGCACCUGAACCAAAACAACAAUGGCACUUCGCUGUGUAUCUGUUUGUUUAAGCCCGCUAGCUAGCGUCCGUCCUUUCUACAAAUGUUUGUCCUUUAGCGUCCGCUCGUUUGCAGACCACGCAUCGUCCAAAAAAGUAGAUAGCAGCCCUCCAGAGCUUUUGGUUGACCAUGUUCUCUACACUCCGGAACACUUUGCGUUGAAGGAAUCCCUCAAAAAGAUUAUUGACCAGGAGAUCAACCCGUAUGUGGAUCAGUGGGAGGCAGAGGGGAAGUUUCCAGCCCAUAAAAUCUUCAAGAUUCUCGGGAACGCUGGUUUUCUUGGAGUCACCAAGCCAGUUGAAUAUGGCGGAUUGGGACUGGACUACAGCUACAGUGUGGCAGUUUCCGAAGAGCUCGGUCACAUCCGCUGCGGAGGAAUCCCCAUGGCCAUCGGCGUUCAGACGGACAUGACGACCCCCGCGCUGGCCAGGUUCGGUUCAGACGAGCUCAAAAAAGAAUUUCUGCUUCCGAGCGUCCUGGGGGAUAAAGUUGCCUGUCUGGGAGUGAGUGAAGUGGGGGCGGGUUCCGAUGUGUCAAGUAUCAAGACCAAAGCAGUGAGACAAGGGGACGAAUAUGUCAUCAAUGGCGGCAAAAUGUGGACCACCAACGGCACCCAAGCGGACUGGAUGUGUCUCCUCGCCAACACUAGUGACGGACCCCCGCAUCGGAACAAAUCACUUAUUUGUUUGCCUAUGAACCUGCCAGGAGUUCACAUUGCUCGCAAGAUCGACAAACUUGGCAUGUGGUCCUCAGAUACGGCCGAAGUUUUCUUAGAAGAUGUCAGAGUUCCUUGCAAAAACGUCAUCGGUCAGGAAGGCAUGGGCUUUACCUAUCAGAUGCUUCAGUUUCAAGAAGAGAGACUCUGGGCUGUGGCCAAUAUCCUGACCACAAUGGACGUCGUCAUUCAGGAGACCAUCGACUACACUCGGCAGAGGAAGAUUUUCAAUAAUCCCGUCCUCUAUCACCAGGCGGUCCAUUUCAGGUUGGCUGAGCUGCAAACUGAGGUGGAGUUGCUACGUUCCCUCCUCUAUCAAGCCACAGCCUUGUAUAUCAAAGGUAAUGAUGUCACAAAAAUGGCAUCCAUGGCCAAACUAAAAGGGGGGCGCCUGGCCAGGGAACUGAGUGACAGUUGCCUCCAGUACUGGGGAGGAAUGGGAUUCACCAGUGAUGUGCUCGUCAGCAGAUUCUACAGAGACUCCAGGUUAAUGUCCAUCGGCGCAGGAGCUGAUGAGGUCAUGCUCGGAAUUAUCUGCAAAUACAUGGACAUUCUCCCCAAGAAAUAA
Nerophis lumbriciformis (worm pipefish) is the source of this 1326-nucleotide messenger RNA. NCBI's taxonomy places the organism in Eukaryota, Metazoa, Chordata, Actinopteri, Syngnathiformes, Syngnathidae. The record is from RefSeq and is a predicted model, not a curated record.